GACGAGGUAGUCCGCAUCGCCAAGAAGAUAGACAAGAUGGUGCAGAAGAAGAACGCGGCUAGAGCAUUGGAUUUGUUGAAGGAGCUUAAGAAUAUUCCCAUGACCCUGGAAUUGUUACAGUCCACAAGAAUUGGAAUGUCAGUUAACGCUAUUCGCAAGCAAAGUACAGAUGAAGAAGUUACAUCUUUAGCAAAGUCGUUCAUCAAAUCCUGGAAAAAGCUAUUAGAUGGACCAUCAACAGAAAAAGACCCCGAAGAAAAGAAAAAAGAACCUGCAAUUACAUCACAGAAUAGCCCUGAGGCAAGAGAGGAAAGCUCCAGUGGCAACGUGAGCAACAGAAAGGAUGAGACAAAUGCUCGAGAUACUUAUGCUUCAUCUUUUCCUCGGGCACCAAGCGCUUCUGAUUCUGUGCGGUUAAAGUGUAGGGGGAUGCUGGCUGCUGCUCUCCGAACAGGAGAUGACUACGUUGCCAUUGGAGCUGCUGAGGAAGAAUUGGGAUCUCAAAUUGAGGAAGCUAUAUACCAAGAAAUAAGGAAUACAGACAUGAAAUACAAAAAUAGAGUACGAAGUAGGAUAUCAAAUCUUAAAGAUGCAAAAAAUCCAAAUUUAAGGAAAAAUGUAUUGUGUGGGAAUAUUCCUCCUGAUUUAUUUGCUAGAAUGACGGCAGAGGAAAUGGCUAGUGAUGAGCUCAAAGAAAUGCGGAAAAACUUGACCAAAGAAGCCAUCAGAGAACAUCAGAUGGCCAAGACAGGUGGAAGGCAGACUGACUUGUUCACAUGUGGCAAAUGUAAAAAGAAGAAUUGCACCUACACUCAGGUGCAAACCCGUAGUGCUGAUGAACCGAUGACCACAUUUGCUGUUUGCAAUGAAUGUGGAAAUCGAUGGAAGUUUGUUGAGUUGAAAGAAUUGGCAAAAUAUCUGUACCAUUAA
Lepus europaeus (European hare) is the source of this 930-nucleotide messenger RNA. RefSeq names its product transcription elongation factor A protein 1-like. Gene Ontology annotation, molecular function: zinc ion binding; nucleic acid binding. Gene Ontology annotation, biological process: transcription elongation by RNA polymerase II; DNA-templated transcription; positive regulation of transcription by RNA polymerase II. Lineage: Eukaryota; Metazoa; Chordata; Mammalia; Lagomorpha; Leporidae. Gene Ontology annotation, cellular component: nucleus. The record is from RefSeq and is a predicted model, not a curated record.